CCGACCUCGUUGGCGGAGGUGGAGGAGGAGGAAGCCGCUGAGAACUCUCAGCAGUGGUUAGGCCACAUAUUCCAGGACUGUAUGUGCAGGAAGCACCUUAGAAGUCAGGUCUGGGUAGGUGAGAACCAGAAGAGUCAUUACCAUGACUUCAGUAUUGGUGGACAUACGUGAGGAGGUAACCUGUCCCAUCUGCUUGGAGCUCCUGACAGAACCCCUGAGCAUUGACUGUGGCCACACCUUCUGCCAAGCCUGCAUCACAGAGAACAGCGAGGAGGCAAUGUCCAGUCAAGGAGGAGAGAGCAGCUGCCCCGUGUGCCAGACCAGCUACCAACCUGGGAGCCUGCGGCCUAACCGGCACUUGGCCAACAUAGCAGAAAGGCUCCGAGAGGUGGUAUUGGGUCCAGGGGAACAGUUGAAGGUAAUUCUUUGUGCACACCAUGGAGAGAAACUGCAGCUCUUCUGCAAGGCUGAUGGGAAACUGAUUUGCUGGCGUUGUGAGCGGUCUCAGGAACACCGUGGUCACCAGACAUUCCUCAUGGAAGAAGUUGCCCAGGAGUACCAGGAAAAGUUCCAGGAGUCUCUGAAGAAGCUGAAGAAAGAGGAAGAGGAAGCAGAGAAGCUGAAAGCUGUUAUCAAAGAGAAAAGGGCAUCCUGGAAGAAUCAGAUGGAGCCUGAGAGACACAGAAUCCGGACAGAGUUCAAUCGGUUGCGGAACAUCUUGGACAGAGAGGAGCAGCGGGAAUUGAAGAAACUGGAGGAAGAAGAGAGGAGAGGGAUGAAUAUUAUAGAAAAAGCUGAGUAUGAGCUGUUACACCAGAGCCGGUCACUGAGAGAGCUCAUCUCAGACCUGGAGCGUCGAUGCCAGGGGUCAACCAUGGAGCUGCUACAGGAUGCAAAUGAUGUCACAGAAAGGAGUGAGUUCUGGGCUCUCAGGAAGCCAGAAGCUCUCCCUACCAAGCUGAAAAGUGUAUUUCGAGCUCCAGAUCUGAAAAAAAUGCUGCGAGUAUUUAGAGAGCUAACGGAUGUCCAAAGCUACUGGGUGGAUGUGACUCUGAAUCCACACACGGCCAAUUUAAAUCUUGUCCUGUCUAAGAACCGGAGACAGGUGAGAUUCGUGGGUGCUGGUCUGUCUGGGCCUCCCUAUGCAGAAGGGCAUUAUGACUGUAGUGUCCUGGGCUCCCAGCACUUCUCCUCAGGAAAACACUACUGGGAAGUGGAUGUGACCAAGAAGACUGCCUGGAUCCUGGGGGUGUGCAGUCACUCGGAGAGACCCAUGUUCUCUUUUGACCAGUAUGGCAGCCAUGAGAGUGUUUAUUCCAGAUACCGGCCUCAGAGUGGGUACUGGGUGAUCGGGUUGCGGCGCAAACAUGACUACAGAGCCUUCGAGGACUCCUCCACUUCCUUGCUCCUCACCAUGACAGUGCCCCCUCGCCGCAUCGGGGUUUUCUUAGACUAUGAAGCUGGAACAGUUUCUUUUUAUAAUGUCACGCACCAUGGCUUCCCCAUCUACACCUUCUCUAAAUAUUACUUUCCCACUGCUCUUUGUCCAUAUUUUAAUCCCUGCAACUGUGGAGUUCCCAUGACCUUGCGUUGCCCAAGGUCUUGAACAUUCUGUCAUCCUGACCACGUCUGAGCUGUACCCUGACCCUGAGGCUUAUCUGUACCUGAUUCUAUUUUUUCUGAUCAUCCAUAUUUCUGUGUUCUCACUCUUCCCCUUUAGAACAUUACUAACAUACACCUAAAGGUGAUAGGGAACAUUCUUGAAUAAUAAUGAAUCUUGAGGUGGGUGGGAACAGGUCUCAACACCUUAUCAUUGAGCAUCAUAUUUCAUGGAGAUACAUUGGUUGAUCCUGGGAAUCAAAUUUAGAAAAUUCUCUUCUCUUGGUUUCAGUUUUUUUACUAAAUGAAAAACUUAAAUUCGGUAAAUAGUUUUUCUUUAAUUAUUGAAAUAAUCAGUUGUAUGUCAUUUCUGUUCUGUUAUUAUGACCAAGUGCAUUGACUUCUAAAUUGUUAAAUCUACCUCAAAUUCCAGAAUUGAACCAUUGUUGUUCAUUAUGGGAAGUAUUGGUUAUGCUUUAGCUAAUAUAUUGUUUAGGGUUUUUUGGGGGUUUUUUUCCUCCACUUAUGAAAGAAAUUGACCGAUACUUUUACAUUCCUGUCUUUGUCAGGUUUUAUAAAACCCAAUAAUAAGCAAAGAAAUUGCUGUGUUUUUGUGUAAAUAUAUAUAGAACUGAGUGCUAAAAAUAAGCCAUUGGACUUAGGUGGCUUUGACUUCUAAUUUAAAUAAGAGAUAACAACUUCAGUCUUCAUUACAGCUUAUUUUUUUAGAGAUUUCAACUUUUCAGCUUUAGGACACCUGCAUUGUGGGUAGAGUGGGCAGGGGAAACAGAGAUAGUGAGAAGGUAAAUAAGAAAUCACCCACCUCUGGUAACAUUUAAAAAAGAAAACAAAAAGAGGAAGGGAAGAGAGAAAUGAAUCCAAUACAGAUUUUUCUUCCGUAAUGGGAGGAAAAUGCAGAGAAAAAAAUAAUGAUUAAAGAACUUUUAGGAAGUGGAUGAGUUUGUUUGCUUUUUGGCCUCUCUGUAACCCUCUUUCUUUUCUUUUCUUUUUUUU
This is a messenger RNA of Tupaia belangeri chinensis (Chinese tree shrew), 2613 nucleotides long. RefSeq names its product tripartite motif-containing protein 6. The transcript has 8 exons. Gene Ontology annotation, molecular function: zinc ion binding; protein binding. The record is from RefSeq and is a predicted model, not a curated record. Lineage: Eukaryota; Metazoa; Chordata; Mammalia; Scandentia; Tupaiidae. The coding region runs from base 143 to 1606 and encodes 487 amino acids.